UAUUGCGAUAAUCGCAAUUAUACAUAUACAGUUUACGUCGACAAAAUUUGCGGCUUAAAUGCCGGUCGAAAUUCUACAAAUCGUCCUGGAAGGAUCUAAAAAUCGCCGAAAUUCAAGGAUCAAUUCUUACCUUGCCGAUAAGAUGCCACGCGCAUUCGUUUACAUUUGCAUAGUAGUCGUAUCAAUGUUGACAUGUACUGCGCAAACGCAACUGGAUGAUGCGAUAGCAAAUGACCAGUCAAUUGGCAAUGAGGCGGGAAAUGGCGAUUCGCAUGAAAGUACAGUCUACGAGGAAUUAUUCAGAAGAACAUUCAGUCUACAAAGAAAUGAACAUGCAGCUGCUAUAAAACGUCUCGAAAGGAUAGAUAGCUACGAACGUCUUUACAAAAUGAUAAUGGUGCUUGGUGAGAAAAUGAUCGACGUGAUAGAGUCGAGUAAAUUGUUGAUAGAAGACGGCGACUUCGAUCCGGACGAUAGAUCAUUACCACGGAACGUCACGGUGCAAAGCGCGCUGACCAUCGUGUUAGAAAAUACAGCUUUAUUUGGAGAUAUCGUUCUCCAUUUUCCGGAUGUAACUCACCGGAUAUUGAAAACGCAACCAAAAUGGAAGAUGGUUCUGAAUUGGUCUUUAAAAUUCACAAAUUGUAGUCGACAUUUAUUAGACGAGAAAACGAUAGAGCUAAUUCAUUUAGUGACUCAGGAACUCAAUAUAACAAAACGUGAAGCGGGAUACUUUAAUCCUUAUCGCCGAUCAGUCGAAUCUCGAAUGGAGAACAAAGGAACAACGAAGACAAAGAAGGAGAAACGGAAGAGAGGACCCCAAAUGGCCAACAUUGAAUUAUGAAUGGCAUAUAAUUUUUUUAGGAAUACCUUUAUUUUUUAUUCAUUGUUAAUAAAAGCAUCCAACACAAUUCAUUUUUCAUGUAAUAAGUAGAGUUCCGUUCAUUUACAAUUACACGGGAUUCUUCAAGCUU
Messenger RNA from Megalopta genalis, 974 nucleotides. Its product is annotated as coiled-coil domain-containing protein 134. The record is from RefSeq and is a predicted model, not a curated record. Lineage: Eukaryota; Metazoa; Arthropoda; Insecta; Hymenoptera; Halictidae.